Molecule: messenger RNA, 1733 nt
Organism: Branchiostoma floridae (Florida lancelet)
Lineage: Eukaryota; Metazoa; Chordata; Leptocardii; Amphioxiformes; Branchiostomatidae
Product: lachesin-like
Exons: 9
Coding region: 48-1154 (368 amino acids)
Biological process (GO): cell-cell adhesion
Cellular component (GO): cell-cell junction
Molecular function (GO): cell adhesion molecule binding
Source: RefSeq, a predicted model, not a curated record
GUGUGUUAAAAGUCCAUAUCGCCCGAUUUCACAAGAAGCCGACCAAAAUGUCGUCCUACAGAUCCCUUUGCUGUCUAAUACUGACGAUAUCGCUCCACAGAACGCAAGCAGCCAAUCCAGAAAUAGUCGUUCCGAACGUAGUGAUAGAAGCAGAAGAGGGCAGUACCGCAGAACUUGUGUGGAACUACACGGACAUUCCAGACGUGAUUCUAGAACGUUGGGUGAGGGCCGAGACUGGCGCCCCGGUAGCCUUGCGCAAUCCUAAUGGGGAAACCAAGAUAUUUCUGGACCGUGCAGAACUCUUUGGUACAGUCUCCAUCAGAAUCCGUGACCUGACAAAAGAUGACACCGGCUUCUACGAGCUGCACACCAUCUACGCCGACGGCAAGUUGGCCAGCAGGGCAGUGGAGCUGAUCGUGGCAUACGGUCCGUCCUCGAUGGAUAUCGUAGUUCACCCAUACCCGAGUUAUGAAGGCAACAACAUCAACCUGACGUGCUACGCAGACAGCCGGCCGCCAUCUAAUUACACCUGGGAGCGGGAAACCGGGGACCUACCGACCGAUAGAAUGACGUUUGACCCCCACACUGGCGUGCUGAGUAUCCGGAACGCCACACGGGAAGACGUGGACAAGUACAAGUGCACAGCGGGGAACGGCGUGGGGUACUCUGUCAGAGAAUUCACAGAUCUAGAGCUCUGGUACUCCCCACGCAGCACGAGUCUGCAGGCGGACCCUGGCUGGGCGUGGCGGGAGGGAGACACGGUGACGCUGCGGUGCACCACCGACGCCUUCCCGCCGGCAACCUUCACCUGGCGCCGCGAGGACGACGGCAUCAUACCUGAGGAGCCCAGGGUAGAGCAAAACAGGUUGGCGGGAACGUUAAUAUUCAACGGGAUAGAGAAGAGUGACGUAGGGACAUACGUGUGUGAAGCGGCGAACGGGAUUGGUCAACUGGACAGCGCCAAGUUCGUCAUUGACCAAGUCUUGGAACCAUUGCCUGGUGUCGUUGACAACAUGGGCCAGAGCGGGACAGGAGACAAUCCUGCGACCAGGGGAAACGUAGUUCAGCCGAUUGGCGGUUCGACUCACGUGACUUCAUCCAUCCUCCUCUAUCUGGCCGCCAUGUUGUUCAGUCUCACCGUCUGUCGGCUCUGACUAGGGGCGGCCAUAGUCUGAUUUUGUUGCCGUCUAGCCAGUUGUUUUUUUUACCAAUUUCUAGAUUUAUGUCGUGUUGGUAGCUAUCAAUCGACACAGUUGUGCGCCUAGGCAGUUCGACAUUUAUUUCACCACCUGGAAGUUUCGGCCCCUCACCAUCAGGACCGUUCCGCACCAUGCCUCGGACUGUUGCUAUUAUGAGAUAACCAAAAGCUAGCUUCUCUUAGAAUGUGCCAGUAUAGAAUAUCUUUUCCCAUAUAUACGCUUGUGUGAUUAGAAUUACCGUCUAGCUACUAUUUACGACACAUGUGCUUGUAACAAAUGAUACAACCCCCUAUGUUGUCAUUACGCACUGAAUACUUUGUAAUAUUUACUAGUAUAGUGUUGAUUGUGGUUCAAAAUAGAUAUUUUACGAUAAAUAACGUGCAAGUAAGUAGAAGAUAUAAAGAGCUUAGUGGCCUACAUUGACAGGUUGUGUAAUAUAUGAAUUUCCGAUGAAAAUUCAGGUCUUGGAGAUUGAAAUGAUAAGCCCAUUCAAAGCAAUAUGUUCUAUCAAUAAAUGAUGUCUGUUAACCCUUA